AUGUUUCACUAUGAGAAGAAAGGUGGUAGCCCGAAGUUUGAUUCUCGGCUUAUGGAGUUUCAGAUGGUGAUCGAUCGGUGCAAACUGGUGGACCUUGGGUUUACGGGUGUCCCUUUCACAUGGAUGAAUAACCAAAGUGGAGACGACCACAUUCUGGAGCGUUUGGAUCGUUCUUUGGUAACGAAGAAUGGAUCAUUGUUCACCCGGGUUACGAAGUUUCACAUCUUUCUCGGAAGUCAAGUGAUCACUGUCCGGUUCGAGGAAGAUUACCAACACCGAAAGAGGCCUUUCUGUUUUGAGGCUAUGUGGCUCAAGGACAGGAGAUGUGUGGAGGGUUUUGACAAGUUAUGGGCUUCAGGUGUCGCUGCCAGUAGCGUGGAUGAUGUGAAAUGCAAGUUAGAUGCCAUGGGUCCUGAGCUUAAGUUGUGGGAAAAGACGGAGUUUGGCCAUGUUCGCAAGCAAGGGGCCGAGCUCAGGGAGGAGUUAGCUCGUCUUCAACAUCCGAGUCAUGAUGCUGAUUCUAAAGAAGAGCAAAGGGCGAUUGAAAAUGAGCUCGAUAAACUUCUUAAGAAGGAGGAAAUCAUGUGGAAGCAGCGCUCUCGGGCGGAUUGGCUCAAUGAAGGUGAUUGUAACAGUGGGUUCUUCCACAAAGUGGCUGAGGGUCGUAAGAAAAGGAAUUACAUCCGUGAAAUCCACAAACUGGAUGGUACUUCAACUCGCAAGCUUGAAGAGAUGGAUGUACCCAGGAUCCAUCUUCGGUUUUCCAUGCUAGCAAUUGACCCUGUGGUCACCGAUGACAUGAACAGGAUGUUAAAGGCCCCUUAUACUCGGAUGGAGAUUGCGCAAGCUCUUAAGCAAAUGCAUCCGAUCAAAACACCGGGACCAGAUGCUCUUUCAAGUCUUCUUAGACAUGCGGAAACACAAAAUUUGCUACAUGGAGCUCGUCUUUGUCGCACUGCCCCUCAUGUUAGCCAUCUUCUUUAUGCGGAUGACUGUAUUAUCUUUGGCAGAGCAGAUGUAAAUGAUAUUGGUGUGGUUAGGGAGAUUCUUAGCCUUUAUGAAGGAGUGUCGGGGCAGCAAGUGAAUCUUGAUAAAUCGGUGGUUUCCUUUAGCUGCGGGCUGUCUCUGGACACUUCUCAGGAGUUGGCGAAUUUACUUGGUGUGGUUUAUGGGGCGAGGCAGGGUGCUUAUCUUGGUAUACCAAGUAUUGUGGGCCGCUCAAAAACUGAGAUCUUCCAAAUGCUGGUGGAUCGCACUAGGAAAAAGACUAAAGAUUGGAAGCGCCGCUUUCUUUCAGGCGCUGGAAAAGCGGGUAAAAAACAAGAAGAAAGACGUAUUCAUUGGAGAAGCUGGAAAAAAUUGUGUGUUGCUAAAGAUUCCGGUGGUCUUGGGUUCAGAGAUCUUCAUCUCUUUAACCAAGCGUUGUUGGCUAAGCAGGUCGUGAUCUUCUUACGGAAGGUAUUGCUUGGAGAUUCGGCGAUGGAGCUAGGAUCAAAAUCAGUUGGGAUUGACCCCUUUUGCAGACGUUGUGGUGUGGCGGUGGAGACUUCUGAGCAUGCCCUCCGCGACUGUUCAUGGACUCGGUUUUUUGGGAGGCUUUUCCGCUUCGUCUUCCAUCGAUUCCACGGGCCCGGUGUGGUUCUCUAG
Molecule: messenger RNA, 1647 nt
Organism: Salvia miltiorrhiza (redroot sage)
Lineage: Eukaryota; Viridiplantae; Streptophyta; Magnoliopsida; Lamiales; Lamiaceae
Exons: 5
Coding region: 1-1647 (548 amino acids)
Source: RefSeq, a predicted model, not a curated record